AUCAGUGUUCUCUCUCUCGUUUGAAAUCCUUUUACUCCUCUGUUUUUGAGAGUUAUGGUGCUUCAAGAAUCUGAAUGUAUUUUGAUCGUUUAAGAUUGCCCUCAGUGGGAUUUCCCUUUCAACUUUUCUCGCAUUUCAAUUCAUUGUUGAACUCAUGAUUGAUUCGUAGAAUUCAUGUAUUUGUCCCCUCUGGAAUCUUUAGGGUUUUCACUUUUUGUGAGCCGUACCGUAGUCAUUAAUCUUUUGAAACUGUAGAAAUUCGCAGAAUUUGUUUCCUUGGUGGGAAUGCAUCAGGGAUCGCUUCCUAGUUUGAGUAUAUUAAGGAUUUGGAAUUUUGGUGAAAAAGAGUGCUUUUUGUGAGAAUUAGAAAGAGGAUUUUACUGGAUGGCUUCAGCUGCAAUAAAAUCAGGGGCGUUGGUUUCACUGAAAGACCUGAUGAAGCCAUCUUCUGAGUUCUUCAAGGAUGGGGCUUCACUUAGAGUUACCGGAAAGUUAGUGGAGUAUUCUGUAGAGACAGCCAUUGCCAUAAUUGUUGAUGGAAAUGUUAACUUGAAGAUCGACACACAGCAUCUGAGAGAACUUAGCAUUCGCAUUGGUUCCAUAUAUCAAUUUAUUGGUGAACUACUUGUUCAGUCAGAUAAUGAGGCAACUCUGCGGGCACGUGUUGGCAGGAAUGUUGAUGGAAUUGACCUCAACCUUUAUCAUCAGUCCCUGCAGCUGUUAAGACAAUUUCAAGCUGAUCACUUGAACAAGAGGACAAAUUAGUUCACUUUUCUCCUUGAGGUGAAUCUCUCACAUGUUUCACCGACAAAGGUAAUCUAGCUAAUUGUUAUGUUAUCUUUGAAAUGUCAAAAGUAGGAAUGACUCUUUUACUUUACUUUCUGUAAAGAAAAUCUCUGUAGGUAAACUACUUUUUCAUUAAUAUCAUGUGUUGAAUGAAUAUUUUGCUGUCAGGAUGGGAGCUUUUCUGCACAA
This is a messenger RNA of Benincasa hispida (wax gourd), 975 nucleotides long. It is a transcript of the gene MDO1, whose product is annotated as telomere-capping, CST complex subunit. Gene Ontology annotation, cellular component: CST complex. The record is from RefSeq and is a predicted model, not a curated record. Lineage: Eukaryota; Viridiplantae; Streptophyta; Magnoliopsida; Cucurbitales; Cucurbitaceae. Gene Ontology annotation, biological process: negative regulation of telomere maintenance via telomerase. Gene Ontology annotation, molecular function: single-stranded DNA binding; telomerase inhibitor activity; telomeric repeat DNA binding.